Alternaria alternata is the source of this 1356-nucleotide messenger RNA. Its product is annotated as SUR7-domain-containing protein. Gene Ontology annotation, biological process: fungal-type cell wall organization; endocytosis; septin cytoskeleton organization. Lineage: Eukaryota; Fungi; Ascomycota; Dothideomycetes; Pleosporales; Pleosporaceae. Bases 482 to 1231 code for a protein of 249 amino acids. Gene Ontology annotation, cellular component: membrane raft; plasma membrane; cell cortex. The transcript has 3 exons. The record is from RefSeq and is a predicted model, not a curated record.
CGAUGGCCAAGCUCCACAACUCACCCAGGAGAUCUUCGCUACUAUCCGAGGAAGGAAGCCAUCCCUGCAUCCCUCACCCAUCUCACCAUGUGAUGCCGCACACCUCAGACACUUGCCGACUCAUUAACUCGCACCGUCACGAUCCGUCGCAUCCGCCAACAUGCUUCCAGGCAAGCCGCGGACCCUUUGGUGUGUCGACGAGCCUCGGGAUGAUGCAAAGCGCGCGCGAUAGUGUCGUAACCCUGUGCGAUGAUGAAGCUAGUCGACGACGCCAAUAAAGAGCCCGAUUCACUUGUGUCGAGGGCUACGUCACCGCUGGCCAGCGCUCAUAAACAAGCUCGCCAGGCCUCUUUUCACUGCGCGUUGGACACGCAGCUAGUUACGUCGAAUCAUCCCACUGUAAUAGCACCAUUAUCGUGCAUCCUAAUCUUAAUAAACACUCACCCUUGCGACAACCUCUCCAUUGGGCGACUUUUCAAAAAUGGCAGUGGCUAGACCUAUCCUCGCCUUCAGUUCGCUGAUACUGGUCGCUGGUGGCCUGCUCUUCCAAUUCCUAAACAUCCUCACUGGUGGUGUCAACAAGAGUCCUCUUAACAAAUUCUACUUCCUCGAGGCAUCCACCGACGGCAUCCCCAACGCGCGCAACCCAUCGCGAUGGACCUUCUUUGCCAUCUGCGGCUCUGACCCAUCAUCCGGCAACAAUGCCAACUGCGGCUCACCUGUCCCGGCGCUGCCAUUUGACCCGCCCAGGAACUUUGGCACCCAGCAAAACAUCCCCGAGCAGUUCAUCGGUACACACCAGUACUACUAUCUGUCUCGUUUCAUGUUCGCUUUCUACUUGAUCGCCCUCUUCUUCGCUGCCAUCGCUCUCAUCUCCGGUCUACUUGCUCUCUGCAGCCGCCUUGGAGGAUACCUCUCCUCUUUGAUGACAUUUGUCGCUCUGUUCUUCCAGACGCUCGCUGCAGCUCUCAUGACCGCAUGGGUAGUCAAGGGUCGUGACGCUUUCCGUUCCGCUGGUUUCGAAGCACGCAUCGGAAGAUACCUCAUGGGUUUCACCUGGGCUGCCGUUGCCUGCUACUUCCUAGCUACCGUCAUGUUCUGCCUUGGUGGCCGUCUCGGAGGCGAUCGCUCUUCCAGCAUGCGCCGAACACGCUCUACCAAGUCAAACCGCAGCCGAGGUAGCUUCUUGGACACUGAAUCUCAACGCAAGACCAGGGAUUACUCUCCUUAAACUGGAACCGGAUGUAUAGGAGGACCAUGAGACUGAAGAAUGGCCAUGUGGAGGAACAUUGAUUUUUUACGCAACGAUAUCCACGAUUUGAUUUUGUAAUGCACGAACAUAAUACCAUGUUAUAG